Harpegnathos saltator (Jerdon's jumping ant) is the source of this 737-nucleotide messenger RNA. RefSeq lists its product as uncharacterized. The transcript has 3 exons. Lineage: Eukaryota; Metazoa; Arthropoda; Insecta; Hymenoptera; Formicidae. Bases 35 to 388 code for a protein of 117 amino acids. The record is from RefSeq and is a predicted model, not a curated record.
UCCCCCGCUAUUGAUCGUCGCCGGCGUCCUCAACAUGGCGCCGGGGGUGGCGUUCGCGCUGAGCCUGAUCCUCGUCGUCGGUCACCUGCAGGAAGGGCCAGGCACUCUCGCGAAGACUUUCACAUUUCCCGAGUAUCCGUACAAGGAGACCACCAAAAAUGAGCUUCUUUUCCGGCAAUUCGAGCAAGCUUGCGAGGAGAGCGGCGGCUGCAAAAUGUUGUCGCACAGGAGCGGUGUCGCAAAAACAAGAUGCAUUCGAGAAUGCGUGUCGCCGUCUUGCUACAAGGAAAUUUAUUUAUUCGAUCAGCUGGAGGAAGGUGAGAUUGACGUGAGAUUAAAUUCCUUCAAGGGUUGCUUCAUGCAGCGAAACGGACGACCGCGCAAGUAAAAGACGAAGGAACGAGGAAAAGCCGCUCGAUUUCUAAUCGCGAGAUGAAAGAACGAGCGAGCGAACUAUCGUGGGACGAACCCCUUCGACUUUUAUUAUAAUUGUGAGAAAAGAAUGAAAAAAAGGACACAGUCCGUCGAGUCUGACGCUCUCUCUCUGUUGCUCUCGGAGUUUGUUGCUUCAAAAGGAUGAAAUUGACGGACUAACACACAGGACCGCGCCGCAUGAUUGAACAUUCUACGAUAAUUGCUGAAUGUGUAUUAUUUACAAAUGCACAUUGUGCGACAUAUUGCAAAGAAUAAUAAAUUGUAGAGAGAAAAAGAGAGAGAGAGAGAGAGAGAGAGAGAGA